Messenger RNA from Aphis gossypii (cotton aphid), 1619 nucleotides. RefSeq names its product vacuolar protein-sorting-associated protein 36-like. Bases 225 to 887 code for a protein of 220 amino acids. The record is from RefSeq and is a predicted model, not a curated record. Lineage: Eukaryota; Metazoa; Arthropoda; Insecta; Hemiptera; Aphididae. The transcript is spliced from 3 exons.
UCGGGCCGACGCUGUUCCGGCGUCAAAACUUCACCUCUCACCGGCGCACUUAUAACCCGACCGUAUCGCUAACACACUGCACCAAACCCGUACGGAUCGUGUCGUUUCUCGUCUCCGCCGACAUCGCGACCGAAGCACUGCGCUCCAGAAGACUGUGACGACGUUCGCUGACCACCAGCGACAUACACAUACACACGUAUAUAGACUCCUCCGCGACCAUAACCAUGGUCGGUACAAGACACUUGGUAUUUUUGGCCGUGUACUCCCUGUGCGCGCAAUCGUCGUCCGCCUCUCCUGUCUACCAAGAGGACGACGACCACUACGACGGGCACCUCCACGAACACCAUCACGGACCACCGCCAGCCACGUCGUACGCUACCAUAUCGACGACGCACGUCAAAGUGCAACACCCGCAGGCAGCGCCCACAAAAUACGCGACGCCGUACAAACAAGAGUAUUUGACUCAACCGCAAGUGGCGUACAAGUAUAUAUCACUGCCAUCGGCCGUCGCCUUACAGCAAUCUGGUAAAUUCGAAGAGCCAUCCACAUCGGGCUACAAAUACCUGGCUGCGUCGCCCACAUACAAGUACGUACAACCACCGGCGGUGACCACCGAACCAGAAGCUGCGGAAGAACCGACCAACUCGUUGAAGUAUGCGCUCAAAUACGAACAAAAUUCGUUCAAGCAAGAACAGGAACAGCAGCAACAGUUGCAACAGCAAUUUCAGCAGCAAGAAUACGAACAGCCGGCUGUCCAGUACAAGUACAUAGCCGUGCCGUCGUAUAAGUACGUGCAACAAGUGGCCGCGGAACCAGAAUACGGUCAGCACCAUCAACAACAGCAACAGGUUGCUAGUUCUUACGACUACACUGAUGACAAGCAAUAAUGAAUAACUAUAGUAAAUUCUAAUACCGGCGAUUUUGUUAAAUCCCAAUACCUAGGCAAUAGCGUAGUGAACUCAAAAAUUGUCAGAAGCGAUCAUAUUUUUUUUAUCCGAUAUCGCCACUUGAAAUUGCUAAACAUUAUAGCUUUAAGACGUAUCAGCUGCAGUUUACAACAACCCACAACCGAUAAUACACAAAUGUAUGACGCUCACUUGAAAAAAACUUUUUAGUCGCCUCUCAAAUAUACCUCCUUCGCUAUGCUAUUGCCUAUAAUUACCUGCGAUGUAUCAAGUCUCUCACUUAUUUUAGCCCACCACUUCGAUCUACAUUCUUACGAAAUAAAUAAUAUUAUUUGUACAUUUUUCAUUUUUAUGAAUGAUCAUUAAAAAAAAAAAUUUAAUCUUAGGUUAGUAUGUAGUAUAACUAUUUUGUUUAAUCGCGCAGCGACCAUCUCUGCCUCUUCAUCUUUCUUUCUGUGCCGUCCGUUAAAUCAUGCCAAUGAUUAUGUUAAGUAUGUAUUAUUGUAUUAUUUUCUGUAUGCGUACCUAAACAUGGUAUCUUACCAUAUUUUACGCGUCCCUCUACAAAUUUAGAGAUUUAAUUGCUUGUUAUAUUAUGUAAUACAAAUACAAUUACAUUUUGUACUUUAAUUAUAGUAUAUUUUUUUUAUGUAUAAUAUUUACAUAAUAUGUUUACACUAUAAUAAAUGCAGUGUUUACGAUUAUAUAUAAAUA